Cololabis saira (Pacific saury) is the source of this 1029-nucleotide messenger RNA. RefSeq names its product serine and arginine rich splicing factor 3a (gene srsf3a). NCBI's taxonomy places the organism in Eukaryota, Metazoa, Chordata, Actinopteri, Beloniformes, Belonidae. The transcript is spliced from 8 exons. The coding region runs from base 173 to 703 and encodes 176 amino acids. Gene Ontology annotation, biological process: mRNA splicing, via spliceosome. Gene Ontology annotation, molecular function: RNA binding. The record is from RefSeq and is a predicted model, not a curated record. Gene Ontology annotation, cellular component: nuclear speck.
AAGAAGAAACGCGUCACCCCUCUCUUCCGCUGUGCGCUUGCAGGAGCUAUCAAGCUAACACAUCGGCCCUCUCCUGGAACUGGCGGCAAAGCGUGUGCAUUUAAUAUUUUGUGAAAUUUUAACUCCAGAUAGGUACAUCUGUUUGUACGUGUCUUAAAAGAAGAACUUUAAAAUGGGAGAACAGGAGUCUGAAGAUUAUAAAGAUCCAGCUUUUCAUCGAGACUGUCCUCUGGACUGCAAAGUUUACGUGGGUAAUCUAGGAAACAAUGGCAACAAGACAGAGCUAGAAAGAGCUUUUGGCUACUAUGGUCCUUUAAGAAGCGUUUGGGUUGCCAGGAACCCCCCAGGCUUUGCUUUUGUGGAGUUUGAGGAUCCCAGAGAUGCAUCUGACGCUGUGAGAGAAUUGGACGGCAGAACAAUGUGUGGUUGUCGAGUCCGUGUGGAGUUGUCGACUGGGGAAAAACGGUCUAGGAGCCGCGGCCCUCCUCCAUCUUGGAGCAGACGACCUCGGGAUGAAUUAAGGCGACGUAGUCCUCAAGUCAGAAGAAGAUCACCAAAGAGGAGGAGCCUAAGCCGCAGUCGCAGCAGGUCUCUUUCAAAGGAUAGACGUAAAUAUCGGUCUCUUUCCAGAGACAAGACCCGUAGGCGCUCAAGAUCCUUCUCACGAUCAAGGAGUCGCUCCAGGUCUAAUGAAAGGAAAUGAAGAUCAUGGAUUGUUCUGCAGGGUCAUGCUAAGGUUGUGAAAAGAUGACAUUUUAUAGUCCUGUUUUUCUUUUUAGAUUUCGUUUGUGAAGUUAAGGCAACCGAAGCGUGGUCAUUGUGCAAUGUCUGUUAAAUGAACAACAAAUGACUUGAGUGUUCUGUUUUUUUUUUUUGUUUUUUUUUUUCCCCUCUUGUCCUCUAUACUUAGUUACAAGAUGUUUGGUCUUGCCCUGCAUGUUUUGACACUGUAUACUGCAUUUAAUUGGAACAACAAUGUAAUUUUUUUUUUUUUUAAUGUCAAAUUAAACUUGAUGUUUUGGUUUUUUA